CCACGUAAGAAUUUGGAGUGUGGAGAGAGCUCCCAUUCCAGUUCCCAACAAAGAAAUCUCAAUGGAAAGAAACACUAUCAGUGCAUGGAAUGUGGAAAGAGCUUCAGUAUGAGCUCCGAUCUCACUAAACAUCAAAGAAUUCAUAAAGGGGAGAAACCCUAUCAGUGUAUGGAAUGUGGAAAGACCUUCAGUCGGAACGACUCUCUCACUUCCCAUCAAAGAAUUCAUACAGGAGAGAAACCCUAUCAGUGUGUGGAAUGUGGAAAGAGCUUCAGUCACAGCUCUGCUGUCACUAAGCACCAGAGAAUUCAUAUAGGGGAGAAACCCUAUCAGUGCUUGGAAUGUGGAAAGAGCUUCAGUUUGAAGGCCUCUCUCACUUCCCAUCAAAGAAUUCAUACAGGGGAGAAACCAUAUCAGUGCAUGGAAUGUGGAAAGAGCUUCAGUCAGAGCUCUAAUCUCAAUUCCCAUAAAAAAAAUCAUACAGGGGAGAAACCCUUUCAGUGUAUGGAAUGUAGAAAGAGCUUCAUGAAGAGCUCCCAUCUCACUUCUCAUCAAAGAAUUCAUACAGGGGAGAAACCCUAUCAGUGCGUGGAAUGUGGAAAGAGCUUCAGUUACAGCCAAAGUCUGACUUCCCAUCAAAAAAUUCAUACAGGAGAGAAAACCUAUGAGUGCAUAGAAUGUGGAAAGACCUUCAGUCGGAACAACUAUCUCACUUCCCAUCAAAGAAUUCAUACAGGGGAGAAACCCUAUCAGUGCAUGGAAUGUGGAAAGACCUUCAGUCAGAGCUCUGAUUUCACUAAGCACCAGAGAAUUCAUACAGGAGAGAAACCCUAUCAGUGUGUGGAAUGUGGAAAGAGCUUCAGGGAGAGCUCCAAACUCACUUCCCAUCAAAGAAUUCAUACAGGCGAGAAACCAUAUCAGUGCUUUGAAUGUGGAAAGAGCUUCAGUCAGAGCGCCCAUCUCACUUCCCAUCAAAGAAUUCAUACAGGGGGAAAACCCUAUCAGUGCUUUGAAUGUGGAAAGAGCUUCAGUCAGAGAAAUGAUCUUACUUCCCAUCAAAUAAUUCAUACAGGGGAGAAACCCUAUCAGUGUGCGGAAUGUGGAAAGAGCUUCAGUCAGAGCUCUAAUCUCACUUCCCAUCAAAGAAUUCAUACAGGGGAGAAACCCUUUCAGUGCAUGGAAUGUGGAAAGAGUUUCAGUCAGAGCUCCUCUCUCACUUCCCAUCAGAGAAUUCAUACUGGGGAGAAACCCUAUCAGUGCUUUGAAUGUGGAAAGAGCUUCAGUCAGAGCGCCCAUCUCACUUCCCAUCAAAGAAUUCAUACAGGGGAAAAACCCUAUCAGUGCUUUGAAUGUGGAAAGAGCUUCAGUCAGAGUAAUGAUCUUACUUCCCAUCAAAGAAUUCAUCCAGGGGAGAAACCCUAUCAGUGUGCGGAAUGUGGAAAGAGCUUUAGUCGGAGCUACUCUCUCACUUGUCAUCAAAGAGUUCACAUUGGAAAGAAACCCUAUCAGUGCGUGGAAUGUGGAAAGAGCUUCAGUCAGAGUGCCAAUCUCACUAAACACCAGAGAAUUCAUACAGGGGAGAAACCCUAUCAGUGCAUGGAUUGUGGAAAGAGCUUCAGUCAGAGCGCCAAUCUCACUUCCCAUCAAAAAAUUCAUACAGGGGAGAAACCCUAUCAAUGUGUGGAAUGUGGAAAGAGCUUCAGGAAGAGCUCCCAUCUCACUUCCCAUCAAAAAAUUCAUACUGGGGAGAAAUCCUAUCAGUGUGUGGAAUGUGGGAAGAGCUUCAGGAGCAGCUCCCAUCUCACUGCACAUCAAAAAAUUCAUACAGGCGAGAAACCCUAUGAGUGCAUGGAAUGUGGAAAGAGCUUCAGGAAGAGCUCCCAUCUCACUUCCCAUCAAAAAAUUCAUACAGCGGAGAAACCCUAUCAGUGUGUGGAAUGUGGAAAGAGCUUCAGUCACAGCCAGAGUCUCACUUCCCAUCAAAGAAUUCAUACAGGGUACAAACCCUUUCAGUGCAUAGAAUGUGGAAAGAUCUUCAGUCGGAACAACUAUCUCACUUCCCAUCAAAGAAUUCAUACAGGGGAGAAACCCUAUCAGUGUGUGGAAUGUGGAAAGAGCUUCAGGAAGAGCUCAUCUCUCACUUCCCAUCACAAAAUUCAUACAGGGGAGAAACCCUAUCAGUGUGUGGAAUGUGGAAAGAGCUUCAGUCAAAGUGCAUCUCUCACUUCCCAUCACAGAAUUCAUACAGGGGAGAAACCCUAUCAGUGUGUGGAAUGUGGAAAGAGCUUCAGUCAAAGUGCAUCUCUCACUUCCCAUCACAGAAUUCAUACAGGGGAGAAACCCUAUCAGUGUGUGGAAUGUGGAAAGUGCUUCCGUCAGAGCUCCGAUCUCACUUCCCAUCAAAAAAUUCAUACAGGGGAGAAACCCUAUCAGUGUGUGGAAUGUGGAAAGAGCUUCAGGAAGAGCUCAUCUCUCACUUCCCAUCACAGAAUUCAUACAGGGGAGAAACCCUAUCAGUGUGUGGAAUGUGGAAAGAGCUUCAGUCAAAGUGCAUCUCUCACUUCCCAUCACAGAAUUCAUACAGGGGAGAAACCCUAUCAGUGUGUGGAAUGUGGAAAGAGCUUCAGUCAGAGCUGUGAUCUCACUAAGCAUCACAGAAUUCAUACAUUCGAGAAACCAUAUCAAUGUGUGGAAUGUGGGAAGAACUUCACUCAUAGAUCAUCUCUCACUUCCCAUCAAAAAAUUCAUACAGGGGAGAAACCCUAUCAGUGUGUGGAAUGCGGAAAGAGCUUUAGUCGGAGCUACUCUCUCACUUCCCAUCAAAGAAUCCAUACAAAGGUUGGAAAAACCGUUAUACAGCUUUAGGAGACAGGCAAACCCGCACCUUGUUAACCAGGCCUUUGGCUGAUUGACAUGUAAUGUCCUUUUAAAACGUGGUGGGGAGGGGGUUAUAGAUGUGUAUUGUGUUUUUAUAUUGUGCUUUUAUGUUGUAACCAUCCUUAGACCUGUGGGUGCAGGGAUUAGGAGCCUACCCUUAGAGGCCGAGGGGUCUUUGCCCCCCAAUAAUAUAUUUGAAGGCCCCCCAGUUGGUAGGCAUCGCCAUUCCAAUGGCAUGCAUGUAUCAUGUGAUUGAUUGUGCAAGGCAGGCCUUACCUGGCCCCUCCCACCAAUAUUUUUUUCAAUUCAGCACCACUGGGUCGAGUAUUAUACAAAUUAAAUAAAGACAUAAAUUGCC
Molecule: messenger RNA, 3235 nt
Organism: Podarcis muralis (Common wall lizard)
Lineage: Eukaryota; Metazoa; Chordata; Lepidosauria; Squamata; Lacertidae
Source: RefSeq, a predicted model, not a curated record